CAGGAAGUCUGGGGGAGGGGCAAUGCAGUUUUUUUUUGUUAUACUGGGCCCCUUUGUCGAGAUGGAACAAGAGGAAAUGUCUAUUUGCUUGUGGUGCAUACACAUAUCAGCUAUUUCCAGGGAAACUUCCCAUCGCCUGUAAAAGGCACUGGGCCCCCGCAGUACUGGGAGAGGGGGUGGGGGGCCAGCUGAGAAUGGAGCUGCUGGUGCUGCUCAAUGCCCUGGUUACAAGGCUGCUCUUUGUUCUACACUCUCUGAUCGGGGUUUGGAGGGUGACUGAAGUGAAGAAGGAACCCAAGUUCUGGCUGCUGGCAUUGCUCAACCUCCUCCUAUGCCUGGAAACUGGGCUCACCCUCAAGUUUAAGCAAGGCAAAGGCUACAAAUGGUUUUCUCCAGCAAUAUUUUUAUAUCUGAUUAGCACAGUACCAUCAUUAUGGCUACUGGAAACUCAUCGUGAAACUCAGUUUUGCAAUAAUGAAACUGAACAAACAUGGGAGAAUAUCAGCAACAGAGAAGACUUCAAUCAAUUAAAAGAGAGCACUCCCAAAAAUGAGGGAGCAGAUCAUCAUAUAAUUGAGUCGGCUAGAGUUUUUGUCUCCCAGCUCUCCACAGUGUGCGAAACUGUAUGGACGCUAGGACUCCACCAGACUUUUCUACUACUACUAAUAAUAGGGAGAUGGCUUCUUCCCAUUGGUGGUGAAAUCACCCGUGAUCAGUUGUCCCAGCUGCUGCUUAUGUUUGUGGGAACUGCAGCAGACAUACUUGAAUUCACUAGCGAGACUUUGGAAGUAGAAAAUGUAAGGCAUAACCAUGCUCUUGUUUAUGCAAUUCUUUGUGUAUGGACUUGGAGUAUGUUGCAGUUUCCACUUGAUCUUGCAGUGCAACAUAUUGGCUGUAAACUAUCUGUGUCAUCUACGAGAGUCCCCACUUUACUGCUGUGCAGACACAGUGCAGACCUGUGGAACAUUGGAAUCAGCCUCUUCAUACAAGAUGGCCCUUUCCUCGUUUUACGUUUGAUACUGAUGAGCUAUUUUAAAGUAAUCAAUCAGAUGCUGGUGUUUUUCACAGCUAAGAAUAUCUUAGUUGUGAUGUUACAACUGUACCGUCUAAUAGUGCUAUCGUUAGACUUCCGUGCUUCCCUGCAGUAUCCACCAAGCAGCCGGAUAGGAGGAGUGAGCUGCUGCCCAUGUGAGCCUAAUGAUACCACUCUCCCACCCAGCAACUCGGAUACUGAUAUGAGAGAAUGCACUGCUAUUCCUCUGGAGGAUUCGCCAGUCCCAUCAGAAUAUCAGUGAACUCAACUGUUUAUUCACUGCAACACCGUCUGUUUCCUGUGGCCUUUUGGAAGGGUUUGGCCUGUUUGUAUUAUCGUGGUUCUUACUCAUCUCCCUUCCACCACAAAAUGAAGUUUUGUUCUAAAAACCAGAAGACUUUGAAGCGAUGUCACAGAAAGGAGAACUUUUUGAUCCUGUUGAUUUGCGGGGGUGGGGGGGUUCUACUACAUCCUUAUUAUAUUUAUCCAGCGGGAUUAGGUAGGUGUAGUUUAUAGAACUACAAGAUUUGAAGUUGUAUGUGAUGCAUUAACAAACUUGGUUACUGUCUUUGGAGGCAUUAUGUUAAAGAAUGUGCUCAGAUGUAUUUGUGCAGAAGGACAGACAUAUCAGGACAGUUACCUGAAAUUGGGGAGCCUGUAACUUUGCUUCAGUUGACAGGCUGUAAAAACAGUGUGGUGAAUGAUAUAUCACAGAAUUACUUCAGCAAUGGCAAUUGCAUAGGAGUGUAAGUUGAAUGGAAAUAAUGUGUUUCUGCUGUCACUAUGACAUCAAAACAUUGUCCUUUCAGUGAAUGUGAGAACAACUGUUUUAGAAGUUACCUCACUAUUGGCUUGAUUCAGUGAAAGCACCAAUGACAUGGAGUAGCACACAGAACCAUGGAAGUCCUUUCUCAGUGGUUUUUGGGGCUUGCCUGGAACCAAAUCUAAAACAUUUUUAAUCUGGCCUUACAGUUCACUAUAGUGAAGGACGUUUCUGCCAUGAGCCAUAUUCUAUAGAGGUGCUUAUCUUUCUAUUACAAUUAGAGAUGGUCAGAAUAAUGAAAAAAUGUCACAAAAUACUUUGAAGUUUUUUCCAUUUCACAGUGUUUGAAAGUGAGCUAGUACAUCAAAUGUCUUUUUUGAAUUGCAAUUGUUAUGACUUUACUCAAGCAUGUAGUCCCAUUUAAAGCAAUGGGAUUGUUUGUAGAAGACAAGCAAAAGGACUUUGGCUCUCAGUUUGCAUUUUAUAAAGUGCCUAAACUCUGAUGUAUCCAAUUCAGAGGCUGUCUGGUCUACUGAAUAUCUGAGCAUCAUUUUAAAAAAGUCUGAAAAAAAAUAUAUGUUCACCAGUGCAGAGGCUUCUGCGGAAGUUCAGUAGUGAAUAACAUGAGGUCACUUCUCACCUAAACAUAUGUUACACCAAUGUAACUCCACUGAUUUGAUUGGAUUUAUUCCUGAUUUACACAGGUGUAAUGGGAUUUGAGAAUCAGAGCGAUGAUUCCAAAAACCUGGCUAAAUAACUAUAUUUGCACACAAAUAGUAGGUGCUUUUACAACUUUCCAUAUUUUGAAAAGUUAAUUAAAUUUAAAAACAUUAACAAAAUGUAUGAAAUUUAACAUGACCCAACAGAUAUAGUUUUCUCAACUGAAAAUUUCCAGUUAAAUCUUCUCAUGUAAUCUUUUGUGGUCUGAAAGAUUAAUCUGUUUAUAGAAGUUAGGAAUACAUGAAAAUUUUAGAAAAAAACCCGAGAAUUUUCCCUUCGUAGCAGGCAUACACUAGCUUAUUAUUAUAGGGUCAUUUAUGAGUGCUGACAUGAUUUUAAUUAUUUUUAAAGGAAAAAAAGAUUUGAAUAAUUUGUUUAAAAAACCGCAAAACAUAUUUUUGUUUAUAUUUGUGAGGUUUGUAGUGCUCAUGAUGAUGAGGACCUGUGUUACCAUGAUAUUUGCUCAAUGCUGGAUCAGGACUUUAGGUGAUCUAAGAAGAGCGUGCCCAGGCAUACUGCAAGCAGGAAGUCUUUCACAGUUCCUUUCAAUUCAGGACAGUGCAUUUCAGUAAUAACCUGCAGCACCUCCUGCUCUUUUAAUCUUGGGCCUCUUUUCAGUAGAAAGUGCCAUUCGUUAAUUGAGGGGUUUUCAUGAUGUUGGCAUAUGGAGACUAGGCCACAGCUUGCUCUGGGAUUUUAAUUCAGGUUUAAUGGUAAAAAGCUAGAGCACUGCUGCUGCUAACCAGCUGUUCUCUCUAAAAUCUUCAGCACUGAGGUGAAUUUCGAAUCAGUUGCUUAGAUUGUAUUUUGCCCUUUUGACUUAAGACUAGACCGUUCACAUUCCUUUUGAAACUUUUUCCAGUUCAUUGUUAUACACAGGAAUUAAAAUAUUGAUGUUAAAUGCAUGCGUUAAUUAAUCUGUAAUGUACAGAUUUUACAGUGGCAUCAUCUCAGAUUCAUUAGUGCAAUGACAAACAGCAUGACUUGUGUUUUUAACUCAUGAUCUACGUGAGUAGGCUCAGUUAGCAACAAAUUAUCUACUGGGCUACUAGCCUGUAGCAGAUCCCAGGGCCUCCAGGGGUUAUCAGACACAGAGCCUAGUUAAUAUCAGGAUUAUUCUGUGGUAGUAGUAAUCUUUCUGCUCAUCAGUUGUCUCCUUUCAAGUCCUGGCAAAACUCACAUUGACUUAAAAAGGAUUUGGGCCCUUCAAGCUACCCCUCUUAUGGCCUGAUCCCAACCCUGUUAACUUUACCUGACUCACAGGUCCUUUUCUCACACUGGCCUCGGGCUAUAGUAGAGAUGUGUCCUCUAAUGCCGCCUCUCCUCUUGGCAAGGCAAAAAGAGAGUCUAAAAAGACAAACAAGGCACUUAAAAGAUGAGCUGUCUAUCUUCCUAUUUGCGGUUGAACAUGGGUAGCAGCAGAAUAAUUACAUUGGCUUGUACAAUUCAAUAAUGGGCCAUGGAGAAAGAGAUUUAAAGUUUAUAUUAGUCUGAGUAUUUGGCCAUGGUAAUAGAUCUUAUUUGCAAGAAUCCUCUGUUUCCCUCUGCCAAUUUCUUACCAGACAAAUGAGAGGUUUUUCCAGCAGCCUUUGAGUCAGCUGAUCUCUCUCUGAAUCUGCCAGCUGGGUGGGGAGAAAUACUGCAUCAUACUGCAGCCUUGCACAGAUUUUUGCAUCAUGGAAGUGGUAGACUAUAUUUUCUUGAAGAUAGGCCAGUCUCUGUGGCAUAUCUGAAGAACAGUAGGUGUAAUGUUUUCUAUUCAGGAAAAGCUACAGCUAUCCUUUCAUACUUGGAAAAUGAGCCUUUUAAAAUGGCAAGGGUUCAGAAAAUUCUCCCUAGCUACUGUUCUUUCCUGAGUCAGCAGCAUUUUAUUACAUUGCCUCUUAGAAUAUGUAUCUAACCAUUUACAAUUAUUUAUACAGUUGUUCCCAGUGCUGUCCUUUGUUGGUUAUUCUAUAUAGUUAUCUUUACUGCCUCCUUCUUCCUUUGCUGAAAUUUAUUCCUCUUUCUUUUGACACUGGCUCAAAUAAGCUUGUAGCUCCUGAGCCUUUAAAAAGUCAUGAUUGUAAAGUGUAUUGAAACCUGGUUCUACUUGUUUCUGUUGGUAUUUGUAAAGUACUGUUCUCUGGAAAUCGGUGGAAAUGGAGGAAAAUGUGUAAUUACUUUUUAAAAAAUUCCCAAGUGUACUUUGCAAAUAAAAUGCAGUUACCUCA
Caretta caretta (loggerhead turtle) is the source of this 4729-nucleotide messenger RNA. RefSeq names its product transmembrane protein 26 (gene TMEM26). NCBI's taxonomy places the organism in Eukaryota, Metazoa, Chordata, Testudines, Cheloniidae. The record is from RefSeq and is a predicted model, not a curated record.